GGAAUGAGUUCAGAAAUACAAGAUGGGCAACAAUCAUUAGUUGAAAGGGUCCAAGAAGCAUACGAUUCAAUGGGGAGAGGUGCAAAUUUCAAUCGGAUAAUGAAAGGGGUUUUUCUUUUAAAAUAUUUUAUUUUAAAAAAUUUAAAGAUUCGUAGUUUGUCGGCAAAUAAUGAAGGGAAAUUAACUGCUGAAUUUACUGUUUUAGAAGAACAUGUUAAUGAUAAAGGAACAAUUUAUGGGGGAUUGUUGGCUGCUUUAGUGGAUGUUUUGACGGCAACUUGUGUUAAACUUGUACUUCCUGAAAGUCGAAUUGUUUCUAUUGAAUUGGCUGUUAGUUAUUUAUCUGCAGCAAAAAUCGGAGAAAAUGUUUUUAUCGAAGCUAAUUGUGUAAAAGCUGGAAAAUCAAUAGCAUUUACAAAUGCUUGUUUUUAUCGCCGUUCAGACAAUUUAAUAUUAAUUACAGCAAAACAACAAUUAGCUAUUUUAUCAGACAAAACAAGACAAGAAAAACCAAAAAUUAAUGGAAUUAUUGAAGAAAAGAAAAAAGAUUUAAAAAUUAUUUGGCCUUCUCUAGCUAUUGAUGGUGGUGGAAUUUAUUUGGAAAAAAUGAAGGGAAUAUUUGCUAGUAUGAGUGGAAAAAAUAAUUUUUACAAAAAUUUGAAAAAUAUUAAUGUUUUGUGUGCAGAACCUCCUUUUCUUGUAAUUUCAAUUAUUCUUGGUGAGGAACAUUUAAAUAAUGGAGGUACAUUGCAUGGGGGGUUUACUGCAUCAAUUGCUGAUUUAGUAACAUCUAGAGCCGUUCAAAUGACUGAAUCUUGUCCUCGUGUUUCUGUUGACCUUUCUGUUAGUUAUCUUUUGCCAGCAAAAAUUGGUGAAGAAAUUUUGGUGGAAGGAAAAUGUUUAAAAAUUGGGUGGAUGAUGGCUUUUACUGAGGCUACUUUUAUUAAAAAAUGUGAUGGAUCUAUUGUAGCAAAAGGUCGACAUAAUUUAUAUUUUCUUAGAAAUUUACAAAAUAAACAAGAAAAUAAUUUGAAUGAAAAAUAA
This is a messenger RNA of Meloidogyne enterolobii, 1044 nucleotides long. NCBI's taxonomy places the organism in Eukaryota, Metazoa, Nematoda, Chromadorea, Rhabditida, Meloidogynidae. The record is from the annotation of a GenBank genome assembly.